AUGGGGGCAAGAGAUAGGGGGCCAGGAGAGAGAGGGGGGCAAGAGAUAGGGGGCCAGGAGAGAGAUGGGGGCAAGAGAGCGAAGAAAGUUAGAGAGAGAGGAAGUCAGGAGAGAGAGGGCCAGGAGGGAGAGAUGAAGUUUGGAGAGCGAGAGAAGAAGGAAAUAAGGGGCAGGAAGGAAGGAAAUAGAAAAAAUAUGAUUUAGGACAGAAUCCUGAUGUGUGUGUAGAGACUGAGGAGCCUGAGGCUUUUAGUGUCUUUCCUGUUGUCUUUAUUCUCUAGACAUGCCUCCCCAUCAGCUCGCAUGUAUCCAGACUGUCAUUUCUGACCAUGGUGAGGUGCAUGGUGUAAAAUAAUUAUCUUAAUGGCUUCUGUUUCCCUCUGAUGCUCUGAUGACCUCCUGCAGGAACUGUACCCAUUGUGGAUAUAAUAACACCAUUUAUUUAUUUUACCUUUAUUUAACUAGGCAUGUCAGUUAAGAACAAAUUAUUAUUUACAAUGACGGCCUACACCGGCCAAACCCGGACGACGCUGGGCCAAUUGUGCACCGCCCUAUGGGACUCCCAAUCACGGCCGGUUGUGAUACAGCCUGGAAUGACGCCUCAAGCACUGAGAUGCAGCCCAUGGUGGAUAUAAUAACACCAUGGUGGAUAUAAUAACACCAUGGUGGAUAUAAUAACACCAUGGUGGAUAUAAUAACGCCAUGGUGGAUAUAAUAACGCCAUGGUGGAUAUAAUAACGCCAUGGUGGAUAUAAUAACACCAUGGUGGAUAUAAUAACGCCAUGGUGGAUAUAAUAACGCCAUGGUGGAUAUAAUAAUGCCAUGGUGGAUAUAAUAACGCCAUGGUGGAUAUAAUAAUGCCAUGGUGGAUAUAAUAACAUAUAAUAACCUUGUAAAAGUGUCAAACCCUCACAGUGAGACUAGAGCAGGGGUAGGCAACUAGAUCUUUGUCUGAGUGGAUGGUCGGGGGGACGGAACAUAUUUAUAAUAAUAUGUACAUUGCAAAUUGACCACAGCUAAGCCCAAAAAGCGUACAAAUAUUUAAAAUAACAAUAGUGUCAUACCUUGAUUACAUUGAGACGAUAACAUAUGUCAGUGUUUUUAUUAGUGGGAAUAAUUGAGAACAGAUUUCCUAAAUUAAACUAAUUUUUAGCUGAAUUCCUGGUGAUUUUACAGUCUUUUUUAACCAAACAAAAUUACAUGCUUUACAAAAAACUUUGGGGGCCAAAAAAUAUCAGUCACGGGGCGGUUUUGGCCCGUGGCCUGCCUAUUGCUGACCCCUGGACUAGAGGGUCUGUCUGCCAGCUGGACGUGCUAACAUGGGGUCAGAGGAUUAAAUGGUGCCUUGGAGCAAUCAAACAAGUGCUGCACCCAACUGCAAUAAACCCAGUCGCUGUGCCAACAUAAAGCCAUUUCCUCCCUCCACCGGUCCUCCCUGCCCUCUCCCAUGGCUCUACAACUCUCCACUGAGUGGACACUGUAAAUCAGAGCUAUAGAUCAACAGUUAAAACCUGCAGUCAACACCCACAGGGGUUCCACUAUGUCUGAAUCCCAAAAGGCACCCUAUACCCAUAGGGCUCUGGUCAAAAGUAGUGCACUAUAUAGGGAAUAGGGUGCCAUUUGGAACACAGCCUAGGUCUCAGACAGUACUGGCGGAUGGAUAGACAGAGCCAAGUCCUUCUCCUAACAAGCUAUUCUGUGUGGGAGCAGUGGUUACAUUUAUGAGGUGCAUGUGUGUUCACUGUUGGAAAGGUGGAAAUCAUGACAGACUCAUAACGGAAGAAAUGAUUGCCUUAAUCAGAGGAUUUCCAAAUGUGUUUCUAACCAACCAAGCCAUUUAAAGCUAAAGUUGGGACACAUACAGUAUCAAUUUCUGCCAUGUCAUACGCUGCAGAGGAAUUCACCAUCUGCUCGUCUCUCAUAGGCUCUACAGGCCAAUUGCUCAAUUACCGCCCAGCAUGGUGGUUGGGCUAGGUACCUGGGCCUGCCUGGUCUGGGCCUGUGGUGAGUCCCUUCCCUGCCACCCUCGCCAUCUCUCAACCAGAUACUAAUGAUAUGAUACACUCCUCCCCUUCCUUUGCCCCUAUCCAAUUGUGUUUGAUCAGUGAAUGCAUUUUAAAGGUACAAAGUCUGCGUCUAUAUAUAGGAAGUACACUCAACCAGUAGAAAACAGGGAGUUUCUGCUCGUAGUGUUGAAGGCCUAUGUUGAAAUGUGCGCCUCAUCAGAAAUCAGUGAAAACCCUUACCUUCUCAACUGGGUCAAUCAGGUUUCCAUAUAACCCCAUGCAGGUUGGGACUGUGUUCCUUAGAAUCCCCACCCCUAAAGAAGCACACAUAAGGAGACAAGAGAGAGACAGUUAUUACAUCAGGAGUAGGAUUACGGAUUUCAUAAUAAAACAAAAUGACAGACAGACACACACAACUGACGUCUCCGUCUCAGAGAUUCAUAUAUCUCCUAUCAUCCCUCACUUCCUCAAUAUCAAGCUGAUCUCCUCUCUUCUAAUGUCUCUCUCCAUCUCUGUCUGUCUGUCCUUCAGACCGGCGAUAAGAGCAGAGAAGAUAGCCAGGAGGUAUCAAUGCCUAUUCUCAGUCUGCCAACAGCCUGUCUGCCCCCUCCAAGAGAAAGAGAUGAGGUUUCGGCUGUACUGUCAGAUGAGACUGACCUAUGUUUACUGGACAUUUUCCAAAGGUCUUUCUGCUGUAUAGAGGAGAACUGAACAAAGAAUGAGAAUGACUCAACCGAAAUCAUCAAAGCACAUGAUGUGCUUUACUUGGAACAACCUAAAUUACAACUUCGAAGUACUUAUUUUAGGUGCCUCAUAAAAAAACAUGUGCCCUUCUAUGAAGGAAGUGAGUCGCCAGUCACUUUCUGCGAUGCAGGCAGCGGACUGGGCAGUGAUGUAACGUCAGCAUAACACAGUCGUUGGGAAAUACUGAACCUGGGCCUUUACGGACACCCCAACCAGCCUCUCUCUCUGUCCACUCCAGUCGUCCCUUGUGAGUAUCCUAUCACGAUCUCCAAUUACCAAACAGCUGAAUCCUAAGCUUUGCACUCAGCCUCCACCACCAUCCAGAUCAUUAACUUCACUGAAAGAAUGUGUUAGGUUGAGGGGUAAAAUCCCCUUGUGUUUCAGUACUCAGAGAGGAGAUGGUGUGGGAAGUUGGGGCAUGGUAGCAUAAUGCAGUAUGUUGCAAAAAGAGAAGGAAGUAAGACAUGAUAGCUACUGGUCGAUUUCAUCAAAGCCAAUAGAGUACCACAGUGUGAGUCAUAAUACCCAUAAAACCUAACAGUCAAACAGGGAAAUGGUUCCAAUAGUUAUUCCAAAAUUCCUUUUUCCCAUAGAGUUUUUUUUAGAAACACUUAAAAUAAGGUCUGUGUUCCAUGUAGACUUACCCUGGUGUGGCGUUUUGAUAACUGUGUAAAUCUCUCUAGGACAAGGUGACUUUUAUCAAUAUAUUCGCCUGUAUUUACCCCCCAAAAAUGAAAUACUAAUUGGCUGCUUAUGUGACUUUCAUAAAGAACUACAAAUGCCAUGAUGAUCUGGAUGAGACUGCCGAAUCGAGGCAAAGGUAAGAAUCUCUAGAUUAACUAUCUAAUGUUAGCUAAAUGUACUACUGAAUAAAUUGGCUACAUUUCUUUAAAUGGACAAUUCUAUGAACUGUCUUGUGCAAGUUUUAAAUUGACACAAUACCUGUUAGCUAGAGAUGACGUGCAGGAGCUUGCAGGGAUUUGUAGUCUUGCAUGACGCCUCCUUUGAUGCUAAUUAGCAUUUUUGAAUCUGAGCAUAAAUAGAGUUGGAAUAUAUUGAUAAAAGUCACCUUGUCCAAGAAAGAUUUCCAUGGUUAUCAAAACGUCACGCCAGGGUAAGCCUACACGAAACACAACCUUUAUUUUAAGUGUUUCUAAAAUCUCCUAUGGGAAAAAUGAAUGGUGGAAAAACGAUUGGAACCAUUUCCCUGUUUGACCGCUAGGUUUUAUGGGUAUAAAGGCCUAAAAAGAGGCCUAAAAAGGCAAUGGAUAUCACAGAAAAUGUUCUUAUUUAUAGCCUAUUAUUGAGCUGUAUUUGGUUAAUAAUGUAGAAAUAGAUUAAAUACACACAUAUAAUACUGAAUGUAGCAUAUUCCUUUCUUUGCCACCCAAAUAUACUUAAUAUGGAUUCAAAUAAUCUAUUUCCUCUGGUGUUGACAACAACUAGGCCUAAUACAAAUCUGGAAGAUCUGCAUACAGCAUUGCUGAACCUUACUAUUCCAAAUAAUGCGUCUUCAGGCUAUACAACCGGGGAAUGGGUAAAACCAGGGAUUUAGCUAAAUUAAAUGCAGGGUCAUUUAGCAUAGGAUCAAGAUUGUGGAGAGCAGAUGUGACAAGGAGGCUUGUAGGUACAAAUGACUGAGGCAAACAAUGAAUGGAUGUAUCCAUGGGGAAAAGCCUACAGCCCCUACACUGGCAGAUUCACAUUCAUUUGGAGAAGAAAAACAACUUAUGAUCUGGGCUAAUUAAUUACAUUAGUAAUGGUGCCUCAUCUGUCAUUCCUCUGUCAGUGGAGUCGGCUGAAUUGGGGUGUAUAAAUCAGACGUGUGUCCUGGGCCCCAUUCAUAUUCAUCACAUUAAUUAAUCAAAUUACACACUAACACAGACAGGGGCACACACACACACACACGCACAGACACACACACACAUACACAAGUGACGCGAACACACAGAAGCAUGCACACACACAGACACACAUGCAAACACACUGAAGCAUGCAUGCACGUAGGCAAACACACACACACACCCACUGUAGUCUGUAUGACCCUCUGCUCUUCUAGUUUCAUCGUGCCCUUCACUUCAGAAUAAAACCCUUAUGUGGACCCAUUGUGGCAGGCAGCAUAAUAGAUUUUGAUAAAAGCAUAGAUUAAUGUGUUGGUUUAUUAAUCUCAAACAGCAGAUGGCUUUCAUGCAGCUCAUUUAUGCUCAGAACGCAAACACAGAGCAUGACGAGAGAAUGAGAAUGUCUGAGAGGAAUGACUCACAUCACUCCUAAUUGAUCCUCUUGCUGUCACAUUCCUCUUACCAGUUUACCGGACUGUUUUUCUGAUGACCAAACAACACGCAGACACUUAAACAGAGCCAACUCUUAAACAGUGUUGAAGACACACCUCUUGUUCUUGAGGUAAACGUUGGCAUGGCUGGGUCGGCCUAGCAUCACCUAGGCCAACCUAUGUGGUGACCCAAAGAAAAGUUCCAGGUGCGGGGUUCGGCUGAAACACAAUGGACCUGCAUAUUGAUAUGCCUAUACUCCCUAGUGCUUUUCUUCAUUUAAAUAUUUUGGCUUGAAAUGGGUCUUCGCCAGGACAGACAGCAAUGAAAUCAACCUGCAUGUUAUUGUGCUCACUUCCUUCUAUGGCCAGGUGUGGACCAGCAAUGUGCUCUGAGGUUUAGCCAGGCCAGUGUCAUUCAGCAUGGUGAUGGUGGUGUUGAGCUGUGAGUUCAGGACCCUGGACAAUGCUCUGUUGAACAGCUCUCUCUUUCUCUCUCUCUCUCUGCAGCUGGAGGUCAGACAGCCUCACUGAGAAACUCCACAGAGUUAACACCACCAGCUGGUCCCAGGCAAUAAAUCACACAGAAUUGUUUAUUUGGGGCAAGUCCCCCAAAUUAAAUUUGUCCAUGAAGACGAACACUCAGCUGCCUGAAAGGCAGCAACAAACAUAUGUCAUGUAUUUAAUGUUAUUAUGAGGUAGCAGCUACCCUUUAGCUUUUGGACCAUGUCUCACUGUACUGGUUACAGCAUCCUCUCAGCUGACCCGCCAUCACAGAACCUUACAGCAUCCUCUCAGCUGACCCGCCAUCACAGAACCUUACAGCAUCCUCUCAGCUGACCCUCCAUCACAGAACCUUACAGCAUCCUCUCAGCUGACCCGCCAUCACAGAACCUUACAGCAUCCUCUCAGCUGACCCUCCAUCACAGAACCUUACAGCAUCCUCUCAGCUGACCCGCCAUCACAGAACCUUACAGUAUCCUCUCAGCUGACCCGCCAUCACAGAACCUUACAGUAUCCUCUCAGCUGACCCUCCAUCACAGAACCUUACAGUAUCCUCUCAGCUGACCCGCCAUCACAGAACCUGAGCAGACUUGACUCACAUUAAGACAUUCUGCGUUUACACAGGCAGCCCAAUUCAGAUAUUUUGCCCAAUUAUUGGCAAAAUAGCUGAUCUGAUUGGUCAAAAGACCAAUCAGUGGAAGAAGAUCAGAACUGGGUUGCCUGUGUAAAGGCAGUCCAGAACCAUCAGGUGUCAGGACCUGUAGAGAGGUCUGUAUCUGAACCACUGGUAGGGCCCUUUAGCUUAGUUGGUUCAAACAAUUCUGCUCCUAUUGGUGAUUAUCCCAUCUCUCUCAAGGAAGCUUACUCAAGGAAGGACAUGUUCCUCUAAUACAUUAUGUUUAAAAGCCUGGAUAGUGGAUGGUAUUGAUAUGAAUACUGUACUUGAUGUAUUGAUAGUUUAUCUGAGAUUUGGUUUUAUUUUUUCAUAUUUUAGUAAUUGACUAUUAAGCUAAAGUACAGGUAUCUCAUUUUAAUGAAAUAAAUGAAAUAUUAAACAAAAUUAUGUAAGGUCCCCUCUUAAUUUUCAAGCUUCCUGUGGAAAUCAUUCUAAAGUAUCUCAAAAUUGAUUUCAAUGAAGUUACUUAUAGAUGAUUUGUUCAAUGAAGUUACUUAUAGAUAGAUGAUUUGGACAUGAUUUGAAAAUGCUAAUAUGGGUACCAUUGACUUGCAUUGGAUUGUCCUGGGGGCAUUUUGCCCCACUGUAGAGGGGGCAUUUUCCCCCAAACAUACUCACUUUAAAUGUUACUAUAUUAUUGAAAACUGAUGACAAUUGUUCUCUCUAGCUAAGUGGAUUAUUUUUCUUUAGGCUCCCCUACUGGUAUAUAUAAAAAAGUUUAUAGAUCUAACUUUAUUAGAUUAUAUAUAGGCUUAAAACGUUUUCUUAAUGACAAAAUAUUAGAUCAAUGUACCUGAACAUUGUUUUGUUGGAGUGACUUAAAAAGUUGAGAUGAGACAGAUGACAUUUUUAGUUGAGCAAGAAUAGUGGCAGCCAGGGAAAGUGUAGAUUUUUUUGUUGCGUGAAAUAAAGUGGUUUCUGUGAGGAUUACAGGCAGGGGACGUUUAACCCCAAGCCAACCUAUUAUCCUCAUUCCAAAUAGCCUACAUAUUAAUGAAAACAAAUUAAUAAUAUAAAUAGUUAUUAUGCAAAGCAUGCUAUAGCUGUGGUAUAAUGGCGUUAUUUGAUAGUCAAUAGGCUAUAGCAGCUAUAUAUUGUACAAUGUAGGCUACUAAAGAAUAAAGCAACAAAAAAACUGCAGGGUGGAAAAAUCUUGCUGCCACUGGUAGCAGCAUUAAAUGGGUUGCGUAGCCUACCAGUCAAACGAUGCAGCUCUUAGCCUAUUCUUCUUGCUCUUUCUAGUUUCCACUCAACCCAACUACAAAUUGUGAAUGCGCAUAUAAAUGCCUGACAUACCAGAGAACGCAAUGCGAUGUGUCCUACUCCUCUGUUGGCCUAAAUAUAAAAAUAUUUCCAUUACCUUUCCGCUAGAAAGGUCGACAGACCCUUCUCCGUCAACUGACAGCAAAGGCUUGCCUUGUGUGGUGGUGCACUUAAAGCGCCGGGGGCAAAGAGGCGACAGAUGGGGGAUGGUCCCAGGGCCGGCUCUAGCCUUUUGGGGGCCCUAAGCAAGAUUAAGCUACUUUCCUGCAAUUCUACACAUUUUGUCAUGACUUAUGCCAUGUUAAUGAUAUCUUAGUGAGAGUGACUAACCAAAUCAAUGAAUGCCCCCUUGAGGUCAGGGCCCCUGGGCACAUGCCUGAGUUCCCGGUUGGUAUUCGGACAUGAUUACUACAAGUUUAGAUAGCUGGCUAGACUAAUUAACCAAUCUGAAAAUUGUUAGCUGAAAUGGUUAAUUAAGUCACCUUCACUGACUGACAUAACAGAAAAAUUGCUGAUGCGCAACCAAAUUUUGAACUUGCACCUUGUGUAUUCUACUAUUCUAACUCUCAACAGUAAGUUGAGACCCGACUGAGUUCCUAAAUGUAAAUAAUAAUAAUAAUACCCUAGCGGCCGCUUAUGCCUGGAGCCGGCCCUGGAUGGUCCGAUGGAAGACUGAUGUUGGUCUUGAAAUUAUCACCCCAGUGGAAAUAGCGCUGUCUGAAUCCCCACCGACAAGACCAGAACAUUUAUCUGAAGCUUCCUGUAGGCCUAAUGUAAAAAAAAAAAUCAAUAAACUCGUAUUUCAAAAAAAGCUUGCAAGGAUGAGUGGAACAGGUUCAGAUUGAAGUGGUGUGAACUCAGACAGUGAGCUGCAGAAAUGGGUUCAUUAAUUAGACUAUGUUAUUAACAAAAGUGCAUGGCUAAUUUACCCAAAUACUAAUAAUAGUAAGUAGCAAAAAUGACAAUGACAAUAAUUUCCCCAUACCGGUAAUUCAAUUUAGUCUACUACACUUUUCCCGCCAGCUCAGUAGAUGGCGAUAAAGCUGCUAGUUCCAACGCCUGCGCAUAAACGCUCUUGUACACGUUCUGUCUUUCUUUCCGGCUCCGGUCCCCUGGCAAGUUGUAAGGUAAGAAAAUACCGGAAAAAAAUUAUCUGAAUAAAUCUCCAACAUCUUACAUUGUAUGAAGCUGUUACUCUCAGUUUACAUAUAUGUGUAUCUCGUUGUUAUAAACAUCCACACAUUUCCCCAAAAAGCCUUGUAUUACUCGAGAUGUAGGCUGAUAUACACAGGGUAGUCUAGGUAACAUGACUGCAUUUUGGUCAACGCUAACUAGCUACCACUUUGCCGGAUGCAACAGUUACUCGUUUAAGUGCAGUGUUAUCAUUAGACUGUAUAAGCCUGAUGAAAAAAAUAAAUAUAUAAAUGGUUUCUGUUACCCACCUCAUCUGGGAAAUGAGCCCAUACCAUAGUUGUCCGAAGAAGCUGGUUAGCUAACGUUAACUACCGACUGGGGCUCCCAAUCUUGGUCAAACUGUGACCACCAUGCAGGCGAAUAUAAAGCAGCCAGUAUUUGUGGGUAGGCGGACAACCCUGUUAUAUUGCACGUACGCAAACGCUUGUCUCAUUGUCGUUUGUGUGAACAGAUGCUGAUGCCCAAGAAGAACCGAAUUGCCAUCUAUGAGCUCCUCUUCAAAGAGGGCGUCAUGGUGGCAAAGAAAGAUGUGCAUCUGCCCAAGCACCCCGAGCUUGCCGACAAGAACGUGCCCAACCUUCAUGUGAUGAAAGCAAUGCUGGUGAGAUCGAACUUUAGGCGAUAUUGCUUCUAAUUUGGGUUUUUGUUCGUUUUAUCCUUUGAGACUGGGGUGCAGUUCUUGUGUCAAGUAGCAUGAUGUCCACAGGUAUGACAGUGAAGAGAUUAUGCAUAUCCGAUGUGGACUACAUAAAGAAGUUCCCUAGCAUGCAAUGUCUGAGAUGUUGGAUUUUUGGACUUUGUCGUAUCUCUGCCUGGAAAAUGCAUGUUUUUGCAUGUUUGUCUUUCAGUCCUUGAAGUCACUUGGGUAUGUUAAGGAGCAAUUUGCCUGGCGCCAUUUUUACUGGUACCUCACCAAUGAAGGUAUCCAGUACCUGAGAGACUUCCUGCACCUUCCACCUGAGAUUGUUCCCGCCACUCUGCGGCGCCAGAUGCGUCCUGAUACUGCAAGGCCCAGGCCCAAGGGUACGUCCACUUAUAGGCCUGCCAUUUGCACACUGCUGAGCCGUGUACUACACAUCCACUGUAGUUGCUGGAAUUGUGCUGAACAGGACAGUAUGAAAAGAAAGUAUCCAAGCCAGCACAGUAUGUGAAUCUGGUAUUACUGCUCCUAGUAAGGCCCCUACUUCUACAAACUGGGCUGGAGGAUUCCAGUCCUGGGGGUCUGCAGUUUGCUGGCUUUAGUACCAGCCCUGUACUAACAACUGAUUCAACUAAUUGUGGUCUUUUUAAUUUAGACUGAUUAGUUCAAUCAGUUGUGUUAGAGCUGGGCUUGAACAGGUCCGUAUACACUGUGGUCCUCAAGGACCGGACAGUGAGGAAUAUUGGAUCUAGUGCUGUAAAGCCAUAGGUGCUGGACCUAAACUUGAUGAUCCUUCCUGUGUUUUUGAGCGUCUUUAACCUCCCAACCAGCUGAGCAUUGCCUUUUUAUUUUCCAGGUAUGGAGGGAGAGAGGGGAGAGCGGCCCGCCCGCUUCAACCGUGAUGGGGCUGAUAGAGACAAUUACAGGAGAUCUGCUGCACCACGUAUGUAUAGUGUUACAGGAUCCCUCUUUCAGCCAACUGGCCAUUUCAUCAUCUGCUGACUAGUGUGCUUUGUAGCUCCAAAUACACUUGAUGGUAACCCUGCCUGGGUUUCCAGUAGUUGAUCACAUUUGUGCUUGGUAAUGACUUGUCUCCUCAGCCUUUGUGUAACUAGUAUGAAGGGUGAUGUUGAAUGGGUGAAAAUGUUUAGCUUACAAGCUACAGGAAAUUACAUGGUCAUUGGUGUUUACUGAUCAUGAAAAGCAUGCAGUUACUUGCUGUAUAACUCUGAGACUAAAUGUGCGCAAAUGUUUUGCAUGGAAUAAUCAGAAAUGUGUAAUUAUAUGCUCAAUAGGUGACGGUAUUAAAACGAAAAAGUUAAAAUGUCUUUAACAAUCCCUUAAACGGCAUGUAGUUGUAAAUGGUUUUAGCGGAUCUGUGGGUCUACUUGCCCCCCAGCAGCCAAAUCAAACCUAUUGUGACGUUUUAUUGUAAACAACCUAUAACAAAAACAAAAAAAAUUGGGGAAAGAAUGUUUAGCUUACAAGCUGUUCUUUUCUUUACAGCUGGUGGAGACAAGAAAGCAGAGGCAGGUGCUGGUUCAGCCACAGAGUUCCAAUUCGUAAGUACUGUAUUGCCUAAUGGUACUGUAGCCUGAAGCAAGGGCGUUUCUUAAACGGAAGCAAACGAAACGGGACAUACCUGAAUUUGUCCAAUAGAAACUCUUGUUUUAACUGUUUGGACUAAUGAUUACACCACAGGUGUUCUCAACUAUGUUCCUGGGGACACACUCAAUAUGCUGGUUACACGAAGUCUAAAUAAUGCAAAAUAAUUUUGAGUUUAUUGGAUAGCCGACUGUUGAAAGGUUAUAUACAUCUAUAUGUUACUAGAAUAGGCAAUUCAGGCCUCCCGAGUGGCACAGCAUUGCAGUGCUUGAGGCGUCACUACAGACCCGGGUUCGAUCCCAGGCUGUGUCACAGCCGGCCGUGACCGGGAGACCAUGCGACAGCGCACAAUUGACCCAGCGGCGUUCGGGUUAGGGGAGGGUUUGGCCGGCCGGGAUUUCCUUGUCCCAUCGCGUUCUAGCGACUCCUUGUGGCGGGCCGUGCGCCUGCAAGCUGACCUAGGUCCCCAGCUGGACGGUGUUUCCUCCGACACAUUGGUGCGGCUGGCUUCCGGGUUAAGCGAGCAGUGUGUCAAGAAGCAGUGCGGCUUGGCAGUGUCGUGUUUCGGAGGACGCAUGGCCCUCUCCCGAGUCCAUAGGGGAGUUGUAGCGAUGGGACAAGACUAACUACCAAUUUGAUAUCAUGAAAGAGGGGUAAAGGCAAUUCAAAGCCUUAUUUUGUUUUGCAUUUAAAUUGACUCAACUAUAUGACAUUACCAUGAGCAAUUGUAAUUGAUCAGCUGGUUUGAAAAACUGCAUACAUUGUGUAGCCAGAAGCACUGUUGUAACGCAUUGAGUAAAGUUAUUCGGGUAGACAAACUCGGGACAUGAAUUGGAAACAUAACCGUAUGAUUGUUUUCAUGACCAACUGUUGUCCUGUGACCUGGAAGCUGACCCUUUCCUCUGUUGUCCUGUGACCUGGAAGCUGACCCUUUCCUCUCUUGUUUUCAGAGGGGUGGAUUUGGACGAGGCAGAGGACAGCAGCCUCCUCAGGAGUAAAUUUCUAUCAAUUUCUUUACAAUAAAUACAUAAAACGCAGCUUUGUCCUUUUUCUUUGUCAGUACUUUAGAUACUGGCCAUUCUGGAUUCAUGUAGUAUUUUUACACUAUAUUUACAAUGUUUGUGUGGACUGGGGAGUGUUAAUUCACACACUACACUAAUUAUACUAGCUAAAGCUUGGCAGAGGUUAUUCAAAAGUGCAGUCUUUCAGUCAGGUGUUUACAACAACAUAUAUGUAUUAAAAGCAGAAUAAGCAGCGAGACACGUCAAGGUUCAUUAAAAGGCAAAUCGAAUCCAGAUCUGAAAUACUGGUGUUUUAUUUGUUGGCACAUUUAUAUUACAAUCUUCAGUCCACUGGUUUAUUCCACAUUCCCAAAUGAUGAGAAGUAAAAUUCCAAGGAAGUACACCUUGGAGAAAACAAUCACUACAAAUAUGUAGGGAAAUUAAAGGCUGAGGUCAAGGGCUUGUGUUGAGGGAAAUGCACAAAUUUUAGGUAGUCCAAAUAGCUUUUUUUCACUGAAUCACAUCGGAUUUCGAUUUUGACUAAUACAUUUGUACAUAGCAGGGGAGUAUCACCGCAACUGCUGGACGGUCCAAUAGAAAAAGGAUCAAGCUGUUAGAGUAAACACUAUGGCAAUGCUAUGACACGAAUGCUCAACUGGACAUUGAGGCAAAGUUGUUUCACAUGGGUUGUUGCAGAAUACUGCCUGGGCACUAGGUGGUGUUAAUCAUUUCCCAGUGGUCAUGUGAUUAUCGAUAUCAUAGCCAAGUUUAACAACUCCGCGCUGAAGGACCGAGGUCUAUUGGAGCAGAGGCUGCUUUAGAAUGCAUUCUUCCUCAUUUCAUUCAUCCUCUAGAUGCUUCCACUGUGCUUGUCAUGCUUUUUGACAGCAGUGCCGUGUAAAAUCAUCCCUUAGGAAGAGAAAUGCAUGUAUAAAUCCCCCUCCACUUCAACUUUCAUUGCGCAUUGCAUUAACAAAAGGAGUUAACAGAAUUGUGAUAUGGAAAGGGGAAAAAUACACUGACUAAAGCCUAAGGUUUAUCGGAGAGCCUCUGGCUAUAAGACUUGUGCUGCUUUAGCUAGUAUGUACAACACUUGUCAGGAACACAUGAAAAUCGACAGGUUAAAGAACAAGUGGCCAUUCAUCGGCUGUUAUAUAUGGAUAUCCACACAUUCUUUUUUGACAGUGCUUGCCCUCCCUCGUACCAAUUUUCAUUAGAACCCCUUCACUUUGUCCGUCACACAGAUUUUCAACUCCAGCUCUAAUUAGAUUGUUAGAUCAUUAUCAUUGAAAGAAAAUGGUGGACCUUAAGGGAGGCUGACCACAGAAUUCAAAUAUAGGCCUAGAUGUAUUCUGCUCUGUGGGGCUGACAGGUGGUAUUGGAAAGGAUCUGGUUUUCACUAGAAAGUUCCAAGACUUUGCCCCCACACCUUCCGAUGCAGGUAAUUUAAAAAGCAAUAAAUCUGGGUUUAAAGUCCUAGGCCUUUGUGAGAGGUGAGGAGGGGAUUCCUGUAGCAUUUCUAUUGAUAUAAGUAAUCCACUCACCAACUUGGUUACAACCCUUAAAGAUAGUUUACAUCCCAUUGCCAAUUAGAGAACAGGCCUACAUCGUUGAGUCUGGGAUUGGGGAAAACACAAUGCUCAGUUUGGAGAGCGAAUGAUGAGCUACUGAAACAAUGACAGGGCAAAAUAGGACGGGGAGAUGUAGUGCCCAGUAAGUAUAAGCGUUGGUUGUCAGGAGACUAGGAUAAUGUCAUAACAGCGCAGCGCUGUCAUGUAUGGUUUGGAACGGUGCUUAGCGGAGAAUCUACAUUUUGCCCUAAAUUCAAUUAGAUUUAACCGGCAAUAGCCGUCACGGUGUAGGAGGUGUAACUACUUUGGAGCUGUCAAAUCGGUGAGCA
Messenger RNA from Coregonus sp. 'balchen', 13803 nucleotides. The record is from the annotation of a GenBank genome assembly. NCBI's taxonomy places the organism in Eukaryota, Metazoa, Chordata, Actinopteri, Salmoniformes, Salmonidae.